Messenger RNA from Dromiciops gliroides (monito del monte), 4543 nucleotides. It is a transcript of the gene API5, whose product is annotated as apoptosis inhibitor 5. Gene Ontology annotation, cellular component: nucleus. Gene Ontology annotation, molecular function: RNA binding. The record is from RefSeq and is a predicted model, not a curated record. Lineage: Eukaryota; Metazoa; Chordata; Mammalia; Microbiotheria; Microbiotheriidae. The transcript has 14 exons. Bases 143 to 1645 code for a protein of 500 amino acids. Gene Ontology annotation, biological process: negative regulation of apoptotic process.
GCAGCCCAGAAGCCGCGGCGGCGACGACGACGGCGGCUGCUGCGGCCUGGGCGGGAGCGAGCGGCGGCAGCGGCGGCGGAGCGGGAGCCCCGGCACAGCGGCGGGAGCGGCGCCCGAGCCCGGCGAGCACCCCACUCCCAUCAUGCCGACGGUGGAGGAGCUUUACCGUAACUACGGCAUUCUCGCCGACGCCACGGAGCAAGUGGGCCAGCACAAAGAUGCCUAUCAGGUGAUCUUAGAUGGUGUGAAAGGAGGCACCAAGGAAAAAAGAUUAGCGGCACAAUUUAUUCCCAAAUUCUUCAAGCAUUUCCCAGAAUUGGCUGAUUCUGCUAUUAAUGCACAGCUAGAUCUCUGUGAAGAUGAAGAUGUGUCGAUCAGACGACAAGCGAUUAAAGAACUGCCCCAGUUUGCUACUGGAGAGAACCUUCCCCGAGUGGCAGACAUUCUGACUCAGCUUUUACAGACAGAUGAUUCUGCAGAAUUUAACCUGGUGAACAAUGCCCUGCUGAGUAUAUUCAAGAUGGAUGCUAAAGGGACCUUGGGAGGCUUGUUCAGUCAGAUUCUUCAAGGGGAAGACAUUGUCCGAGAACGAGCCAUCAAAUUCCUUUCCACAAAACUUAAGACUUUGCCAGAUGAAGUGUUAACAAAGGAAGUAGAAGAACUCAUAUUAACUGAGUCUAAAAAGGUGCUUGAAGAUGUGACAGGUGAGGAAUUUGUUCUCUUCAUGAAGAUACUCUCUGGGUUAAAAAGCUUACAGACAGUCAGUGGAAGACAGCAGCUCGUGGAGUUGGUGGCUGAACAAGCCGAUUUGGAGCAGACUUUCAACCCAGCAGAUCCAGACUGUGUGGACAGACUUUUACAGUGCACGAGGCAGGCAGUCCCACUCUUCUCUAAAAACGUUCAUUCCACAAGGUUUGUGACUUACUUCUGUGAACAUGUUCUGCCAAACCUCAGCUCCUUGACUACACCAGUGGAAGGCCUUGAUAUACAGUUAGAGGUUUUGAAACUCCUUGCAGAAAUGAGUUCAUUUUGUGGUGACAUGGAAAAAUUAGAAACAAACUUAAAGAAACUAUUUGAUAAAUUGUUGGAAUACAUGCCACUCCCUCCAGAAGAGGCAGAAAACGGGGAGAAUGCUGGCAACGAAGAGCCCAAGUUGCAGUUCAGCUACGUGGAGUGCUUGUUGUACAGUUUUCACCAGCUGGGCCGAAAGCUUCCAGACUUCUUGACAGCUAAACUGAAUGCAGAAAAACUGAAAGACUUUAAAAUCAGGCUGCAGUACUUUGCCCGAGGUUUACAGGUUUAUAUCAGACAACUUCGUUUGGCUCUCCAGGGGAAAACAGGUGAAGCCUUAAAAACAGAAGAGAACAAAAUUAAAGUUGUUGCUUUGAAAAUAACGAACAACAUCAAUGUUUUAAUCAAGGAUCUCUUUCACAUUCCUCCUUCUUACAAGAGCACAGUGACGUUGUCUUGGAAACCUGUACAGAAAGCUGAGAUGGGUCAAAAGAGGACAAGUGAAGAUACAACUUCAGGAUCACCACCCAAAAAAGCUGCGGCAGGACCAAAACGGGAUGCUAGACAAAUAUAUAAUCCUCCUAGUGGAAAAUACAGCAGCAAUCUGGGCAACUUUAAUUAUGAUGCGGUGUGAGAAAGGACUUGACCCCAGUUCUGACUCAAAGAUCGGCCCAUUAUCCAGUACAUCAGGUUACCUCUCUGAAAUACAAGGAAUCGUGAGGCUUUCUGUAAAGCCCUUCACAUUUCAGAGUUUUUCAGUGCUAUCAGGUUGCAGAUAUGUUUUUCUUUGAGAUUUGAACACUUUGCUAAUAUCUUUAGCCCACUUGUUCUACUCAAAACAGCUCUUAAUAAAGUACAAAUGAAUAGAUAAAUAUUUUAGCACACCCUUAUUUUUCCCACCUGUUGUUCUUGCUCUUACCUUGGGGAUUUUUGGUGUAUAUUAAAUCCUAUUCUUAUUAAUUUGAAUUCAUGAAACUGUUACAUAUGUGCCACUGUAUCUUUUUUGAAAGGCUAAUGGUUUUUUGAUGCCCAUUGAAUAUUAAAUAUAGAAGUAAUUUUAUAGUACCCAAAGUAUUUCAAUUUCUGAUUACCAGUUGAUGUUAGGCCAACUAAUUGUGCACAAAUAAAGUGGCACACUGUGUAUUACAACUUCAUUAUAUAGUGAUAAAACUAAGGUCAGUCUUCUGCAUCGGAGGGCAUGUUACCUAUUCUCCGCACGGGAUACUCCAUUCUUAUGGGGCCUACCUUCCAGUUCUGCACUCAGAACCAGUGUUUCUUCCCUGUUUGCUGUACUACAAAUGCCUGAACGAGAGCUAAUUCAUUGUUCGAUUUUUCGUAGAGCAGAGAGGGGGCUUCAGGGGAAGUAGAGGUGGCCGAGGUUGGGGAGGACGAGGAAAUCGUAGUCGGGGAAGACUCUACUGAACACAUCACAUUCUUCAGCGCUGUCACAAGCUUAAAACACUCUUAACCUACCACUCAUUGGGUUGCUGGGAAUAGCCCUUUAAAGACUGCUGCCUUCAGGUAAAGACUUCAAUGUUCUUUAUGCCUUUGUAUGUCUGAUCUACUUUUCUAACGGAAUACAGAUGUGUCCAAGGAGAAAUCACAGCUGUAUUUUUGGAUGCUUUGUCAGCAAACUUGCAUCUUUUGCAGUGUCUUCAGGGUUUAUUCAAACUUGGAAACCACAGUGUAUGUGGGUGCUCCUAAAACACCUUGGCAGUUUAUAUAUUAACCAGAGAGCUGUUUGUGGCUACAACAUGUAAUAUAAUGUAGAGUCUGCUUUGAUAACUGAUAGAAAGGAUUAUCCAUGAAGGCGGCUCACAUCAGUUAUGAUGUGGUAAUGGUUUUCCUCUCCCCUCCAUCCUCCUCCCACCCAAUAUAUGGAGAAGAGUGUGCUAGUCAAUGUUCACGUUCUUGUUACUUUUCUUUCUUUGAACUGAGCUGCCAGUCACUGGUGCAGCCCUACUGAUUUCUCUGUCAUCAAAGGAAAUAUUUACCAGCUUUUUCUUAAAUGCAGGCAUUGAUUUAGUUAAUCUCUGGGAAUGACAUUAAUGGGGCAAAGGAAUUUGCUUUUACACUGCUUACAUAACUCUUCUCCAUGUGUUGUGAUGCAAACUUGUUUGGAAUAUGGGGUUUUAAUGUUCAGUAUAAAAAUAUGUGUGUGCACAUAUAUAUAUAUGCUGUGAAACAUUACUAUACAAAACAAAUCAAUAAAAAAUAGAAACACUCCAGGAAUGGGUAGUCUAUGACGCAGUGAUUGUCCUCUUUUGGAGUAAGUUGGUCAACUUUUUUCCCCAGCAGUGAGAGGUUGUGAGUCAGCUUGCACUUAACAUUAUUGUUAUUUAAAAAUAAAACUACAAAAAGGCUGCAUAUUACAAAAACGAACCGUAUUUUAGAGAGCCGUUUUGGAAAAAUAGAACCAAAUGCUAAAUCUGACUUGAGAAUAGCAUCCUUCACAGUGUGGGUGAUGUAACCUAGGAUUCUGUUGACCAGAGCUUCCCAGGAAAAAUUAUUUCAAGAGUGGGUAAUAAGGAAAAGAUGCUCUCUUCGUUUUGCUUUGCCACUUGUGGAAUUUUAACUUCUCAGGUUAAUCAAAAUUCAAAUUAAAUACAGAAUAAGUUAUAGAACAGUGGAUGAAGCAGAUCUUAGGUGACAUCACCAGAAGUGAGUUUGAGUGGUUUUCAAAUGUCAUAGGUAUUUUUUAAUAGCAUAGGCUUUUUCAUAUUUUUUGGUUCAGCAGUUAGUCUCCCCAUUCCCUAGUUUUCACCCCCAAAUCAAAUGCCUGGAUGACAUUUUCUAGGUAUUUUCAUGUCUCUGUGGGGGGAAUGGUUUGUGAUUCCAAUGCAGGUGUCUUCAUUAAUGUUCAUUGUUGUGCUUUAGUAGUUAUCACUGCAUUGGGGAAAAAGUAAAGCCCCCUUGUUGGUACUACUGCACAUUCUCAUGGAAAAAAAAGUAUUUUUUAAAGGCUAGAAUAAUGAUAACAAGUGAGCAGAGGUAAUUGAUCAGUUUGGACUGGUGGCAAUAAUAUUCAAACAUUCCAUAAGCUUCUGAAUUGAAUCUAAGCUCACUUGGAAUCUGGACAUAGGAAUAGGUACAUGCCAUUGAGAAAGAUGUGACCUGCUAGUCUGGCCCUUGGAUUUCAGACCAGCAGGUAGCCUAAAGGCCAUUUUGAAUGUAGAAACUGUAUUGGGACUACAUCUUUGUAAAUUUGGACAUUUUUAUUAUUUUCUUCUAUUGAUUUGAAGUACAUGUUUAGAUCCUUAGAACUGAGCAUAAGUGAUUUUGUUCGCUGAAGUCUGAUGUUGGUUUGGCUGUUUUCCUCUCCAUUCUCCUAUACCACUAUUAGUAUUUCCCUACCCUGUAGUCCUUCCAGAGGCAAUAGUGUAUACUAUAGGAGGGUUAUUUUUGCUCCAAAAUUGAGAAUGAAAACUUCACACUUGUGAUUAUUUCCCCUUUUUACAGACACCUGUUUAUCAUCUUGUUGAAAUGUAAAUGUUCCCCUAUGCUUUUGGAAUAAAUUCAUUUUGUAAUUUUG